AUCAGCACCUUCUGUUAAUAUACUCAAAGCGAGAUUGGACCUCCACAGUAUCACAAACUUCAAGGAUUAAUAUAAGUCGAUAGACCUGUUCUUAUUAUUGAAGACUGAAGACUAAUUUGACCUUAUCAGCCGUAUUGCGGGUCUGCAGAUCUUUAUGUCAUCCACAAAUAACAGAAUAGUUUACUUAGCAACUCCAAACAAAUAAUCUCUGUAAAUCAAAAGGAGGGUCUUGGGUUAUUAUUUGGGGGACUCCGCUUGUCACCAGUUCCUUUUGCAGUUUCAGUCUGCUUUCACUCGUUUGCGCUUCUCACAGAGAAAGUUAGCCCAAUGACUAACCUCAUGAUUCGUACCAGAACGUACUAGUUUUCGAUCCCAGAUCUAGGCGAGAUGCCUUGUUGAGAGCUUGACUUAGAUCUAUAAAAAUUACGUAUACCAAUAUAUCUAUUUUUCAUUGCAUUCUAAUCUUUUCUUGCAAUGAGAAGACUAGUCAAACAUGAAAGAGCUGUUCUGCAAUUGUGUUUUCUCCUGACUAAAUGAUUGUUCCUAUCUAUGUGACGUAGAAAACUGCUCAAACAAUUUUCUCCAUCAACGUAAUCACUAUAUUAGCUAGGGUGGAUAAAUGAUAUUCGCCGACUUAAUGUCUACCUUGAGUUUUGUAGAUCGAACUGGUUACUUCUUCCUUCCGGUCUCUCGGUGAUUUUGACUGGUCCAGUGACAUAUCAAAAAUUCUCCUUCCAGAGGUACCUGAAAAGGAAAUUGUGUUAGAGUGACCGCAGUGCCCAGGGAACAACCGCUUGAGUCCGGUCACACACAAUCUUUUUGUGUUAGCUUGGUACUUGUUGAAAUCUUACCUCCGGAGAUGGAUAUCCGUAAGAUGAGGCGAGGUGCGCAUUUUUAGGGUCGACCUUUUCUAAUCCCACUCUUCCUUGUUGGAAGGCAGCAUCGCUGUUUUGCUGGUUGUUUGAAGGAAACACCCUACUGCCGUCACACCUCUGUAUAGUCAGCAGUAUGGCUUCGCCCUCGGACCUUGGGUUUGAUGCUUCUAGUCUUACCGCUCUUCGACCGAUCUGCCUGACAUGAUAGGACCUUGAGGAUUUAUUGUUCCAACCAGUUUAGUCCGAUUGGCAAGCGGAAAAAGACUAUUACUAGAGUUUUGACAGAUAUUUCUUCCAGAGCCCACAUAGUUUAAGAAUGGAUUUCAUCAGGACCACUGAAAUUAUCCGGUUUAAGAUGUUAGAGUAGUCGUAGGACAACGUCAUUCCUACUAAACAUAUGGUUCAUCUAAAUUACAUUAUCGGGACUAAUAAUUGUUCUUUCACCCUCAUCUGAUGUCCUAAAGCAUGGUUCGUUAGUCAUAAGGAGCUUGUUGGUAACUGUCUCAGAAAAUAAACACCCUUUACAGGUUUAUGCUUAUUCAGAUAGUAAGGAAAUAGUUCAGGUCAAACUGCAUCGAAUACAUGCAAUGGAAUUGAAGUACUGUUUGUUUUUCACUUUGCUGAUAUAAAGAUUGUAAUUUAGACUGAUGCACAUUAUUCCCAGGUUCUGUGUAGUUUAUAUCUAUGUUGUAGUUUACAUCAAUUAAAUCUUAUAAAACUGUUUGGUUACCAUCAACUCAAUGAAGUUCGACUAAGCUACUUGUUGGUUUGCAUUUACUUCUGCUAAACCAUAUUUGAGUGUUUCCAGGUCAAGUCCUUAGAUUUGUUUUCUGUAGUGCAAUCGAAUUGAUAGAUUCUUUCAAAAUCCCUACUGGUAUACUUAAUAACUUUAUUGACUUGCUGAAGGGUCCAUCCUAUAAGAUUGGCGUAUUGUAUCGCGCCAGCUGAUACGUGAAAACGUAAUCUGUAUCUCUUCAAAAUUACGAUUUUUUCACCUAUGCUCGUUUAUUUUGUAUGAUAUUGCCUGUAAAUAUUUUACUUGGGUGCUUUUUGAUUUUAGGUUGUAGUAUGAUUUAUAAAGACCAUCUUUGGUUAUGAUUCGACGUAUUAUCGAUUCAGUUUCCUUACUUGUUGAUCCGGAGCCUCAAAAUAAUAUGGAACUACUUACAAAUAAGGAUUACAGUGUAAACGCUUCUAUGGACGAUGACUCUGAUAAUGUUAACAAAGAUGCCUCUAAUGGUCUAUCAGAUAUGAGUUCUUCAUUCACUGGGCGAUUAGAAUCAUAUUUAUCCAAUGGUUGCAUCAAUGAAUGCUCUUCCAGUUCAAUCGCUCUAUCAAAUUCUAAUUCUUCUUAUAUCGCUAGUGAAGACAAUGAAUGCUCUCUGUUUAACACUCCCAAAAACGAGGCGACGGUAACUCUACCUGUUCGUUCUGUAAGAAACCAGUCACAGUCUCCUGGUAUGGUUGAUUUAAGCUCCAUUCCUCUUCGUUCACUUCCAGGAGGACCAAGUUUGCAACAUCCGAGAGAUAGACUUAAGUUGAAUACUCGAAAAAAAGAAACUUAUAGGUGUCAAAAUAACAUUAGGUCCUGUUUGACUGCUCCAGUUUGUCGAAAAAUAGAGCAAGAUAAUGGUGAUUUCGAAACAGAUGGAUGUUUUUCGCAAGUAGAUCCACUAGUAAUGGAACUUGAGUGUUACAUUCUACCAUUCUAUCGAAAUUUGACAGAAUGUGAAUUAAAACUACCUAUCAAGUUUGCAGCAAAGAUUUAUCGUGGUAUACUGAAACAACUUGCAGCUGAAUAUGAACUUUUGAUACUGUCUGUUGGGAAAGAUAGAUUACAUGAUGAAUGUUUAGUUGUUCGUAAACGUGGCACUUUACAGCAGAAACAAGAGUUAGAACUGGAAGAACGAAAAGAAAAACAACGUCAGAAACAAUUAAGAGAAAAAGAGGAGGCCAAAGAAACGGCAGAUAAGAAGGAAGAAAUUAAAAUUGAAAAACUACAAACCGGUAAUGGAAACUUGAAUGGACAUCAAGAAAUGUGUUGUCAGGCUAGUUUUGAUGAGCAAGGACGUGAGAUUGGUCGAAAACGUGCUAAACGUAUACGAAAAGAAAGAGAACGUAGAAAACAAGCUGAACGAAAUAAAAAAAUUAUUCAUAAAAUUGAUUGCUCAAUUCAAACUAUACCAGAAGAUUAUUGGUAUUGUUCUUGGUGUAAUGAACAUAUUCCACCUAUAAGUCAAUGCGGACAUGAAGCAAUUUGUCGUGCCGGUGUUCAACAAAAACAAAUUGAAAUUGAACUUAAAACUCGAUUGAAACAACAUCAAUUACAUAUUGAAGCUAAAAAACGUCAACGUUUAGGUCUACCACCAUUGAAGAAUGAACAACAACAUAAUAAUAGUAAGAAGAAAAAUGAAUUAAUAUUUCAUUCACGUAGUCAAAGUCAUAAUCAUCGUGAUACAAAAUUAGAUAAAUUAAAUUCAACUAAACAAGAGAAAAAGUUAACACCAGAUAUCAAUAAUCCAACGAUCAAAGCGAAAACCGCAUCAGCUAAACUCGGUGAAGUUCAUCCUAAUGAUGUAGAAGCAAUGAUAAAACUUAUGCAACGUUUAUGCACAGAAUCUAAAUGUAAAUUAUUAGCUGAUAGUGAUGGCCUAUCUUUAUCGAAUAGUAAAUGUCCAAAAUGUAAACGUGCUUAUUGUCUUGUACAUCGUCCAAUUGGAAAACAUACUGCUUGUCCAUUAAACUCAGAACUAACUACCAAAGAAUGUGAUGGUACUACAACAUCUAUAGCUUGUGGUUGGGAUUCAAAUGAAAAAAAGGAAGCAUUAAAACUUGCUUUACGAGAACGUAAAGCAAAACUAAGAGAGUUACGUGAACGAUGCUGAAAAAUGAUGUUUUUUUUUAAAGGCUGUGAUUUAGUAAAAUUUGCUUUAUUAUAUUUUCUUAUUUGACAUAUUUACAUUAACUCUUUGUAAUAUUAAAUUUAGAAAUAUUUUUAAAAUGGCUUCCCUAUCUCCAUAGAUUCUCAAAACGAUUUCUUGUAAUUUUAAUUUUAGUAGUAAAAUUAUUUCUUUUUUUU
Molecule: messenger RNA, 3954 nt
Organism: Schistosoma guineensis
Lineage: Eukaryota; Metazoa; Platyhelminthes; Trematoda; Strigeidida; Schistosomatidae
Source: the annotation of a GenBank genome assembly